AUGUGCUCUGGCUGCCGCCGCUGCUGCCGCCCUCAGUGCAUCCUGCUGCUGGCAGCGCUAACCCGGGCGCUGGAUGAGACGGGAGGGCGGGGGGGGGAGAUCGCUGCUGCGGUUCCGCCCGCUCCUUCAUGCGGGAUUCUGCUCCGGCGGGGGUAGCGCCGCCGCCGCCGAGGAGGAGCCGGCCUGGCUUCCCCCCCGCCGACCGCCCGGGGGGUCCGCAUGGCGUGCUACCUGGUCAUCAGCUCCCGGCACCUCAGCAACGGGCACUACCGCGGCAUCAAAGGCGUCUUCAGGGGACCGCUCUGCAAGAAGGGCGCUCGCUCGCCGGACUAUGCUGAGGAGGAGAAAGCUGCAGCCAAGGCUCUGGAGGAUGUGAAGGCUAACUUCUACUGUGAACUCUGUGACAAGCAGUACCACAAACACCAGGAGUUUGACAACCACAUCAAUUCUUAUGAUCAUGCUCACAAGCAGAGAUUGAAAGAUUUAAAACAAAGAGAAUUUGCUCGAAAUGUGGCUUCAAAGUCGUGGAAGGAUGAGAAGAAACAGGAAAAAGCUCUCAAACGACUCCACCAGCUUGCAGAGUUACGGAAGCAGUCAGAAUGCAUAACUGGGAGUGGACCAUUGCUUAAAGCCCCCAGGUUAGUCAUGGAAAAGCAGCAAUCACCAGAUGGCAUUUUACUGUACAAGGGCAGCAAGUUCACAACUAGUUCUCAAAGAAUCACCACGAGCGAAGGAUUGGGUUUCUCCAGCAGCGUACUAGAGAAACAGCAGCUUAUCAUAAAGAGGCACCAAUCCCCUACUGAAAGACCCCAUGCACUUGGAAAUCAAGCCUCACAAGUGUUCCCAGAUAGCACCAACACUUUUCAAAGAGCAGGAGUGUCUUUCUCAUUCUCCAAAAAAGUUCCUUUGAAGCUUGAGUCCUCGGCAUCAGUCUUCAGUGAGAACUCUGAAGAAGGAAAUGAUUGCAGUGAAUCCUCCAACCAUAAAGCAAAGCAAGCUCUUGAGGGCUGUCGUUCUGGAACACUUUUGGAGGAGGACAUGAAAGCAAGCUUGGAUAAAGGGCCAUCUAUUACAGAAGCCCAAAUGGAUUUGGAUAUCAGUUCACCAAGUCAUGUAGCUGUAAAACAUAAGAUGCUGAAGGAAAAUGAUAAAACUAGUGAUAGAGAAUUAGAAGACAAGGUCAGUGCUCAUCCUUCAUUUUCCAAAGUCAAAAUACAGCUUUCAAAUUUGGAUUUUUCUGGCUCACACAGAGAAACAGAGCAAGAGAGCAAAUUGAAUGAGUCUGAGCAAUUGUUUGAAACUCUCAAUUCAGCUUCAUGCCAAACUAACAAUUUUUAUACACUGGCAAACACUUGCAAGCAUAGCAAUGCCUACCAGCCUGACCAGUUACCUGAGCUCCCACAACAACCAGAACCUCAGCUGCCAUGCACAAGCAGCAUUAAUGAGAGUCCUGCAGUGGUAAAAGGAGAAAGAUCUUUGGAGUAUUCAGAAACUACAAAUGGGAAUAUGGCAACACCUCCAAAGGAGAAUAUGGUUAAAGAUAUUAAGCCACAGACACUGCCUUUUCUCCACGUAGUGAGCAAAGAUGGCACCACGGCUCUGCAGUGGCCCACAGAAUUACUUUUGUUUACAAAAACAGAGCCCUGUAUUUCAUAUGGCUGUAAUCCAUUGUAUUUUGACUUCAGACUCUCAUUAAAUCACAGAGGUGGUAAACAGCAUCAGACAAAGAAAGAAAUCUGUAAAGAGCACUCAAUAAAUAAGACUGCAGAUGAAAAUGAAGCCUCAGGUUUAAUAAAAUACAAACAAAUGUCAAAUGAACAAGAUAAUCAGUUAUUGAAACCAAAGAGGAUGAAAGGUUCCCUAAAGCCAAGAAAGGCCAAGCAAAAAGCUGAGUCAGACAUAGGGAAAGAAAUUAAUGAAAAUGGUCAAAAAUGCAUUGCAGAUUAUUUGAAUGAAAGUAUACCCAAAGUGCCUGCUUACCUUGAUGUCUCACAAAAAGAUUGUAUGACAGAAAAAAGUCUUCAUAUGACACUGAGACGACCUUUAAAGCAUCAUUUUCAUAGCUGUGAAAGAAAAAAACAGAACAUUAGAAAUGAAAGUAUUUCAGUUUCUGCUUUUAUGUCUAGAAUUAAAAAGUCUAAAGAUCCAAAAUGUCACUUAAUCUAUUCUGAGGAACAACAUGAAAACCGAAGUGACUGCAAACCUGUUCAAGAUGUGGUCAGCUGCAGCAGUGACAUAAGUGACAGUGGAAAAGAUUCUAGUGGAAGUUUCCUGAGUUAUAAAUCCAGUUCAAAAAGCAGGUAUUCAGAAAAUGAAGAAUGCAGAAAUUGCAUGAGAUGCUGGAGAUUCCCAUCUCCUCAAAAAUCCUCCUCUGACAUAUAUUCCAGCUAUUCUGACACUUCAGCUAGCGGUACAAGUAGCUACAUGAGUCCCACAUUGAAUAACCACAGCAGAAAUAAUUUCCUUUUCUGUUGUAAAAGAAAAAGCAAGACAGCUGAGAGGCACAAAUGUAAACACAGAAAGCACAACUAUAUUUUCAUUUCUGAUGAAACAGAUGAGGAUUAUCUUUGUCAUGUUAAGAAUCACAGAACUAGAAACUGUACACAGAGAGGCAUGGUUAAAUGUCAAAGAUGUUCGAGACAUAAAGUUUUACAGCACAGAGACAGAUCUAAACACAGCAGAUGUAGACACCGGCCUCUUGGUAAAAUGCAUAGUAGAAAUAGAAGCUACCUUAGCUCUAAAAGUUGUUCCACCAGACAUUCAAGAAGCAGUGAAAGAUCAUCUAGUAGCAGAAUAUCAAGAGGCAGCAGUUCAGGAUCCUUCUCCAAAGAGACUGACAACUGUGACAACAAAAUUAAAGGAAACACAGAGAGAGGUUUUAACACCCAACAAGGAGAUGCUGAUACUGCCCAUUGUAACUCUCAGAAUGUGAAUGGUCAGUCAAAAACAUUUGCCACCUGCUCUUCUGAAAUUCAGGCAAAAGACAUGUGUGGAAAAAGAAAGUCAAUGACAGCCAAGUUACUUUUAGAAAGAGUGCAGUCCAAGAAAACCCAGGAACAGAAGCAAAAUUCAGAGAGAUUUUCAAAUGCUUGUGGGGUGGAAUUAAAGGAUCACUUACAAAGUCAUUUGGCUCUUCAGUUUUCAACUUCAGUAGAUGUUACGUUACCUUCGCCAGAGAAAAUGCUAAGCAUAGGUAAAAAUGACACAGAAUAUAAUAAAAACAGUUCUUUGGAAACCAGUGUGAAGAAAACCAACUUUGAAACAUCAGAGAUAACUGACGUUUCUCUUUCAACAGACACUGAUUAUGAUCAUUGUCUUUUUAAAGACAUCAUUCAACUAAGAACAGGCUAUCAGAGCCCAAGCAUAAAAAGGAACACAGCAAUAAAGGAACAAACCAAUCUUUUCAUUAGUGAAGCGCAACCCUUUAUACAAAGCUGUGACCCAGUACCAAAUGAGUUCCCUGGUGCUUUUCCCUCUAAUAGAUAUUCUGUUGUUGCUAAUUCAACAGAGACCAAAGAACUACAUGACGUAAACAUGAACUCAAACCGGGCAGAAGGUAUUUCAGACUCUAUUUGUGACAAUGCUAUGCAGAAGUACGAUGACACAGUAGAUGACCCAGAAGUGUACAGUAAAUCCACCUCUCCUCCUUUAACGCAGCAGCCUAUCACGUUUUCACCAGAGGAAGUAGACAAAUACAGGUUGCUGCAGCUGCAAGCCCAGCAGCACAUGCAGAAACAACUUCUGGCAAAGCACUUAAAGGUUUUGCCUGCCCCAGGACCAGCUGCCUUCUCCGCAACACCAGCACUUCCCAACCUCCCUGUCCCACAGCAUGCUACUGUCACCACCAUCCACCACACACUGCUGCAACGCUUUGCUGUCUCAGCAUCCCUACACCCCCAUGGCAGCCAUCUCUCCCUGGCACACUUCCACCCCCUCUCUCAGGCACAUUUUGCCCCCAUAUCGCUUUCUCCAUUGGCACCAGCCCUCAUUCCCACUCACCCUGCUUUGCUGACAGGACACCCCUUGCACUUGGUCUCCAGCACCCCCCUCCACCCUUCCUCACUGAGCUUCCCCAUGCUGCCACAUGCUGCAUGCAUCCCAGCCUUAUUUACACCACAACUUAAUGCAGCUGCACCUGCUAUACAUCCAAAUCCUUUAGUUCAUCCAUUAUUCCAAGGGCAUGAGCCCCAUCACCAUUCUUGCUCUAGUCAGACACAACAAUUACCUACAAUGAAAGAAGUUUUCAAUGUUUCUAACUAUUUAAACUAG
Molecule: messenger RNA, 4269 nt
Organism: Calypte anna (Anna's hummingbird)
Lineage: Eukaryota; Metazoa; Chordata; Aves; Apodiformes; Trochilidae
Gene: ZNF804B
Product: zinc finger protein 804B
Exons: 4
Coding region: 220-4269 (1349 amino acids)
Cellular component (GO): nucleus
Source: RefSeq, a predicted model, not a curated record